AUGAACCCCUCUGUUGUGGCUGCCCACAAGAGGAUUGGUCUUCUCCAAAGGUUCAACAAGUGGCAAGGGAAAGCCAUGGAGAAGAUGCAAAAGUCCAUGGACAAGAUGGUGAGCAAGAUCAAGAGCUUGGAGAAGAAAGUUUCUGGUUCUCAAGCAAGAAGAAGUCCAAGGCUCCCACUUUCCCUAGGAGUAGGUCACUCCUCACCACCCAAAGAAGGCUCUCCACACAAGAGCCUCACAGAGCCUCUUCUUUCGAGCCAGAGAAGGAGAGGACAACACGCAGAGAAGGAGGAAGACGUCCAAGGCCAGACGCUCCAGCUCGACCACCGGACUCGAUCGAGUCCAAACAGAGGAAACUCAACUCGAUCGAGCUGA
This is a messenger RNA of Microthlaspi erraticum, 375 nucleotides long. The record is from the annotation of a GenBank genome assembly. Lineage: Eukaryota; Viridiplantae; Streptophyta; Magnoliopsida; Brassicales; Brassicaceae.